Diorhabda sublineata is the source of this 724-nucleotide messenger RNA. RefSeq names its product coiled-coil domain-containing protein 25. The record is from RefSeq and is a predicted model, not a curated record. Bases 67 to 690 code for a protein of 207 amino acids. NCBI's taxonomy places the organism in Eukaryota, Metazoa, Arthropoda, Insecta, Coleoptera, Chrysomelidae. The transcript has 4 exons.
AUUCUUUUGACAGCUCUUAUAACCUAACAUUAGUUUUAGAUUUAUUUUUGUUAAAUUUCUGUAAAAAUGGUAUAUUAUUUUGAAAGUAACGUCGUUUCACCACCAGUUACCCUGUUUAUGGGUUUCGAUAAAAACGAAAAUGAAGAUCUAAUAAGAUGGGGAUGGCCGGAAGAUGUUUGGUUUCACGUUGAUAAAGUAUCAUCGGCCCACGUGUACUUGAGAUUAAGACCUGGACAAACAAUAGACGACAUUCCGUCUGUGGUAUUGGAAGACGCGGCACAAUUAGUUAAAGCGAAUAGUAUAAAUGGUAAUAAAAUGAACGAUGUCGGUAUUGUGUAUACGAUGUGGUCGAAUUUGAAGAAAACACCCGGUAUGGAAGUAGGCCAAGUAGGAUUCCACAAAGAAAAAGAAGUAAGGAGAAUACAAGUUGCAAAAAGAAUAAACGAAAUUGUUAAUAGGUUGAACAAAACGAAACGCGAAGAACAUCCAGAUUUUAGGGCGGAACGUGAGAAAAGGGACAGACUCGAAAGGGAGGAUAAGAAACAAUUGUUGAGGGAACAGAAGAAGAAGGAGGAGGAAGAGGAAAAAAGGAGGAGAGAAGAUGCUGAACUUCGAAGUUAUAAUUCUUUGAUGAGUUCGGAUAAUAUGGCGAAAUAUGAUGACGGGAAUGAAUCUGAUGAUUUUAUGUAACGAAAAUUAAUGAUCAUUAAAAUUAUGAAAAUUU